UCAGAUGAUGAGAUUUUGCUCAUGUCUAAUGAAGAAAUAACAUCAUUCACUUCUCAACUAGACAAUGAAAUAAAACGCAUGAACACUGAUGUUAUGAUUCAAUCGCUUGAACUGCAACUUCUAGCUGUAAACAUUAAAAGAAACGAAAAAGCAAUUGAAGCCCACAAAAUAUUACCUAAUGUGGUAUCUAAUGUCAUAGAAUUAUUAGAUGUUGACCAAUUCGGUGAUGUUGUUGAUUUAGACAGCAAAAGAACAGAGAAAUGUGCAAUUGUUAAAACAUCGAUGGGACAUACAUACUUCUUACCUAAUACUGGUCUGGUAGAUCCAGAACAAUUAAAACCAGGAGAUUUGGUUGGUGUUAACAGAGAUACGUGUGUAAUAUUAGAGAAAUUACCUGCUCCUUACGAUGCACGUGUUAAAGCAAUGGAGGUUGAUGAAAGACCUACUGAACAAUAUGCAGAUAUCGGCGGCUUAGACAAACAAAUUCAAGAGCUUAACGAAGCUGUAGUGUUACCUAUAACUCGCAAAGAAAAAUUCCUUAAUCUCGGCAUACAACCACCGAAAGGAGUUCUUUUCUAUGGCCCUCCUGGUACUGGGAAAACUCUUUUAGCUCGAGCAUGUGCUGCUCAAACAAAGUCGACAUUUUUAAAGCUUGCUGGUACUCAACUGCUACAAAAGUAUGUUGGCGAAGGAGUAAAAUUAGUACGAGAUGCAUUUGCUUUAGCUAAAGAAAAAGCUCCUGCAAUUAUAUUUAUUGAUGAAUUGGAUGCUAUUGGUACAAAGCGUUUUGACUCUGAAAAGGACGGCGAUCGAGAAGUUCAAAGAACAAUGUUGGAACUCCUUAAUCAAUUGGAUGGUUUUAGUUCAACAGCUGAUAUAAAAGUGAUUGCAGCUACUAACAGAGUAGAUAUUUUGGACCCAGCUUUGUUAAGAUCUGGUAGAUUAGAUAGAAAAAUUGAGUUUCCAUACCCCAACCAAGAAUCUCGUGCACGUAUAAUGCAGAUUCAUUCAAGGAAAAUGAAAACAUUUAAUAUUAACUUUGAAGAACUUUCAAGAUCUACUGAUGAUUUCAAUGGGGCGCAAUGCAAAGCUGUUUGUGUUGAAGCUGGUAUGAUUGCUCUGAGAAGAGAUGCAUCAAUUGUUACUCAUGAAGAUUUUAUGGAUGCUAUAAUAGAAGUUCAAGGUAAAAAGAAAUCCAACCUAAACUAUUACUGUUAA
This is a messenger RNA of Aphis gossypii (cotton aphid), 1218 nucleotides long. RefSeq names its product 26S proteasome regulatory subunit 6A-A-like. The transcript has 4 exons. The coding region runs from base 22 to 1218 and encodes 398 amino acids. NCBI's taxonomy places the organism in Eukaryota, Metazoa, Arthropoda, Insecta, Hemiptera, Aphididae. Gene Ontology annotation, molecular function: ATP hydrolysis activity; proteasome-activating activity; ATP binding. Gene Ontology annotation, cellular component: proteasome regulatory particle, base subcomplex. Gene Ontology annotation, biological process: proteasome-mediated ubiquitin-dependent protein catabolic process. The record is from RefSeq and is a predicted model, not a curated record.